Colletotrichum abscissum is the source of this 342-nucleotide messenger RNA. RefSeq lists its product as uncharacterized. The record is from RefSeq and is a predicted model, not a curated record. The coding region runs from base 1 to 342 and encodes 113 amino acids. The transcript has a single exon. Lineage: Eukaryota; Fungi; Ascomycota; Sordariomycetes; Glomerellales; Glomerellaceae.
AUGAUGACAACGAUGAAGAUGAACGGGUCCCUCGGGGCGCAUUUCUUUCUUCUCCUUCCCCAAGCAUUCGAUGCAUAUUAUACCUGGCUCGGCAAUCGGCCGGUUCAAACCUUGCUUUUGACUUCUAAGGCGUUUACGGGGCGGCAUUCUGGGAUUCUCGAAUGUAUUGUAAUUGUAUUUCUCACUGCGGGUUUUUCGAUCCCAGACAUUGUUUUGGUCUUUCUGUUCGUACGCUCGGGGCAAGUGGGAAGAGUGAAGAAAACAAGGCAACUGGCAGUAGGCAUUGGCUUGUUUUCCUGGGGAGAGAUGUUUCUGUCAGAACAUAGAUACAAGCACACGUGA